UAGUAGUAGGAGUAGUAGUAGAAGUAAUAGCAGUAUUAUUAUUCAUGACUGAGAGAGUCUUAUUUAUAAAUUGCUCCUCCACUGCGUCGGAGGAGACUGGAAUUGCACGUCUGUCUACCUGUAGGUUUCCUCCCUUCUAUCCCUUCCUUCUCGUUUUGUAUUUUUUUGUACUUUUGUUGGUGGUGUUGUUGCGUCGGCCUUGAGAGGUGCUGGGGUGGUGGAGGGCAUCACAGCCAAUUGCGGCCAGAGGCUGUGGAGGGGUUAUUUGGCUGCCGAGGGCGUCGCAAUUCACAUGGAGCAUUGGUGUUUCUGAAUUAGGCGGGUUUUCCCUUUCGCCGACAUUUCGGAACGUUCUUGCGACGUUGGUGGCUUGUUCACCGGAACUUUCCGCUUUUUCCGUAGGGUUUUGUAUGGGUUCCAGAUUUUGAGAUCCAAAGGGAAGAUCUAUUAGUUGGUUGGGUUUAUUGACUUCUAUGUUAGCUGAAAAGGUGCCGUGACGACGAAGGGAGUUGGUACGGAACCUCAAACCUUCCAGAGGAGGCUAAGGAAAGAGACAAGGGAAUACGAAUCGCGUCACAAUGUCUGCGGCGGUGAUACGGAAGCGGUCCCAUUUUGAGGAGCAGCAGAACUCUCCUCCUCGGAGCAAGCGCUUCCGUCAUGCAACCAGUGGAUCACCAGUCAGGUCCCCUAGUCAUGGAGAAAGAGUGUCACUUGCAAGUGAAGCUGAUGGCGCAACGUCAUCAUCGAAUCAUGGUGACAUGGAUUCUUCAGGUCAUGCGUCCUCUCCCGUCCAAUCCGAGAUGGACGCAUGGUUGGAACAUUUGGUGAAGGAGAUGCUUGCUGCGAGAGACAUCAAUGAUGCACAUGUGAGAGGGAAGUAUGCCCUAGAAGCAGUCGAGAAGGCUGUCUCAACUCGUUCUGCGGCCGCAAUGGAAGUAUUACAAAAAGAAAAUGCCGAGCUGAAAGAGAAGAUGCAGGUCAUGAUUCGUGAAGGACAUAUCUUGAAACGGGCUGUCGCUAUUCAACACGAACGACAGCAAGAGCAUGAGGGGCGGACUCGGGAGUUGCAACAGGCGAAGCAAGUACUUGGGCAGUACCAGGAGCAAGUACGAUCCUUGGAAUUGAAUAAUUACACCUUGAGGAUGCACCUGCGCAUGGCUCAGGAUGCUAGCUCGAUGCCUGGGCGCUUUCAUCCGGAUGUUUACUAGAUUGGAACUCUCUGUUGCAAUCCGUUCCUGUUGACUCUUAUGAAUGAAGAGAUAAUCAUCAUUAGCCAUAAUUCAGUUUAUGACAGCAGUUACUGAGUUGGUUUGGUGGAGACUGGGGUUGGCGAUUUGUUGAAGACUAUCUGCUUCGUAGUCACAUUCAAGUGAUAUUGGUGUUUUACGUCAAAGCAGACGCUCCGUGGAGUUGUUGGGUAACACAUAUGGGGUAUGGUAGUCAUUGAGUAGAUGAGAGGAUGGUGUGCACAAUUUAUGCUCACAACUCUAAGGUUAGAUCUCAAGUUUCUAAGCGUAUCCUAAAUUAAUUUGGGUAUAUAUGUCAAGUUGGAUUGACUGCGCAUAACACAUCUAUAAGACAUUGAUUGCUCAUUGCAGUGGAGGAGAUUCAAAUUGGACUCAGUUGGUAGUAGUGUGGAGAUGUUUCUCUUCGCCGGCUUGAGGAGAACUGUUGGUUGCAGAAUCAGAAUUACUUAAUAGCAAUGGUCUGAGCUCGUGCUUAAUUCAUGCAGAUUGCCGCGUGUUCCAGAUUUUUAAAUGUAGGAAUGCUGGAGGUGAAGUUGGCUUUCAUGUCCUAAGUGUAAAAGAUGGAGUAAACUGUGCUUCCUGCCCCAGUAGUAUCAACUUGGAAGGAUUACGUAGAAAACUGUAGGUAUUACAAUACAGUAAAGACAACAUCUGUUUCAGUCGUGGCGCCAGGUAUAUGGACGGCGAUCUUUCCGCUGAAAUUGGCUUCAAAGAUGGACUGAAGCUUAGUUUUUCUUCUUGGAUUCGAAUUUUCUAUCCCAAGUAGCAAUUGGAAGUGUUGUAGCCUAUAUUUAUCGAUUAUGUAAGUACAUAAUUUGUGCACUGGUGAUUUAUGACUAUACGAUAAAAAGUGAAA
Messenger RNA from Physcomitrium patens, 2103 nucleotides. RefSeq lists its product as uncharacterized. The record is from RefSeq and is a predicted model, not a curated record. NCBI's taxonomy places the organism in Eukaryota, Viridiplantae, Streptophyta, Bryopsida, Funariales, Funariaceae.